AUUAUUUUACAUAAUAAUACCAGAAAACACGUAUAAAGAAUAAUAAUAAUAAUAAUUGUUAGUACAAAACAACGUCAACUGGAAAAUAUGUUCAAUCGUCAAUCUGCUAUCAUAAUGUAGUAGAAAAAAAUUUUGUAAACUGUUUGCUAACGCCAUCUAUCUUACAAAUUGAAAACUAAAGUGUACAAGACAAUAACAACAAAAAGCGGUAAAGGAGGGCUGAAAGAUGGUGUAUUUUAGAAAUAAAGAAAAAGGUGAAAAAUCCAAUGGAGAUGUUGACGAGAAAACAAAGAAUAAGAUUGUAUAUGAUCGAGUAAAUGUCAAAACCUUGCCGUCUUUUUCCUUGCUUAACGACAAGGUUCAAAAGGUAGUACGGUCAGCGUCUUGGUAUGAACGCUACGGAAGAGAAUGGCAGAUGAUUGGAAUUAUGCUAUUACUCUUUCCAACUUGUAUUUAUAUGCAAUGCUCUUCGAAUUUGGUUAAUAUUAUUGGUGGAACUCUGAUAGGAGGGUUCGCCUAUGCCGGACUAUCGCAGAGAUUUGGUCAUUUAGCCGUCCACGGAGCUCUCACCCAAAGCAAGUCAAUUAACAAACUAUUGGCCGAUAUUCUGGUACAAUUCUUUGGCAAUUUUCCAACAUGUCUCGUCUACGACGCUCAUAUCGUGUUGCAUCAUCCCCACACCAAUAUCAUAGAUUUGGGAGAUUCAAGUAUAUGGAAAGUGCCAGCUCUGCCAAAAAUUGUAUAUAUGCUUUUUGCUCCAUUUCUACUGCCAGUUCUUACACCAGUAUUCGGUUUGGUCGGGUUAAUAGUUGAGAGAAAGUUUGGCUAUGUCCUCCAGUAUCUAUUAUGGUCAACCCUAGGCUUGGUUGCUCAUUUCCUUCCUCUAUACUAUUUUGGCUACAGCAUUGCGGCUUGCUUAUUCUUGAUAUUCGCCAGCAAAAGCGUAUUUACUGUUCCCUAUAUACAUAUCAACAUAUUCCAGCAUAUAGGCCUUCCUAUGUACUCUAAUGAGGCAAGGCCUCCAAGAGUUUAUCAGAUGUCUACGGGUGUUCUAAAUCUUCGCAAAAAUCUUAUAUUAGACCUAGUAUUCGGACCGGCACUAAUCGACUGUCAUGUGGAGCAUCACCUCUUUCCCAAGCUCUCCGAUUCAAUGUGCUUUCGCAUAAAGCCCUUAGUAAAGGAGUAUAUGAAAGAGAAUAAUUUACCCUAUCACGAAAGUGACUAUUCAGAGAGAUUUUUCGCAUUUAUGCAAGAUUACCAGCGACUUAUGAAAGAUGCCCCUCCUAUUACUCACUUUAUUGGAAUUCAGUGAUAGCAUUUAACCUUUGCUGAUUGCUCUUCUACGUUAGCUUUGUUAGAUAAAGAUGAUAAAUUAAAGCUGGCCGAAUUGGACUUCGCCCAAAACCAACUGGAUUUGCAAAUUUCAGUAUUUUUAGACACUCUUUAAAUAAUAUCUAAUAGAAGGAAGAGUGAUUACCUUCGUUUUGAAAACAUAGUAAUCAAAUACGUCUAAACAACACGCUGUAGUUUACAUAAAAAAAACCCUAAAGGAUAUUUAUCAAGUUAAUUAAUCAACCCCUUUCGCCAGGCAGAAUUUGUAUGCUUUUUUUUGUUUAUAUAUUCUCCUAGCUACCAUUUUGUUUUUUUUCAUAAUUAAAUAAACAGUACUGCGCUAAAACAAA
Dimorphilus gyrociliatus is the source of this 1682-nucleotide messenger RNA. Lineage: Eukaryota; Metazoa; Annelida; Polychaeta; Dinophilidae. The record is from the annotation of a GenBank genome assembly.